AUCGAAUUUUGACCUGAUCAAAGUUCUGUUCAUCAUUUCAAGCUUGCCUUGCCCCGAUCACUCAGGCUCCCGUUACGGAACAUGAGUCCCAACUGAUCUUCCUUCAUUUCUUCCACCGUUGUCAUUGCAGUAGUCGAAGGACCCGUCUGUAGGCUUCACUCACGAAUGCAAUCCCUAGCGUCGACGACGGCCACGCUAGCGCCUCCGGCUUCUUCACCUCGACCGCAUUCUGCAGGUGGUAGAGUCUCCACGGGCGAUGGAAAGCGACACCCCAGGCUAAAAGAAAGUUCUUUCACGAUAAAGUUCGGUUCAAAAUAUCAUUCGUUCGACAACGAGAAGGCACCGUAUCCAUUGUGUUACGACCGGCAUGUAUUGGAACUUGAAUCUCUUGAUAAUCGUUUUGUGAAGCACCUGAGGGGUGGCUCGGUGUCCCUUGUCAACUUUAGCGAUAAAGAGCCACUGCCAGAGCGAUCACUGGACCUUGGCUGUGGGACGGGAACAUGGGUCGUUGACGCGGCAAAGGAGUGGCCAAAAUGUGAAUUUGUGCGUGUCCAACGUUAUAGUAAACGAUGCUUGCCAAAUGCCGCACAGGUUGGAUUCGACCUCGUUAACAUCCAAAUAUCCCUCAAGUUACUGGAUCCAUCAUUAGCAGAACGAAUAACCUGGGUUCACGGCAACUUUCUGACGACUAAACUUCCUUUCGAUGAUGACGAAUUUGACCAUGUACAUAUACAAUCUAUUGCACGAGGCGUCCCCGAAAACAAGUGGAACGUAUUAUUUGAUGAAAUUAACCGUAUUUUACGACCUGGAGGCUGUGUUGAAAUCCUGGAGGAUGACCUUGUGUUCCCAUACCUUCCACGAUGGUUCACCGCUCCGCUCCGCGCUCGGCCAAGGCGAUCAACUUCUGUUCAUUUUCCUGAUGGUUCCCAGCGAAGAUACCCCUCACCCCCAGAUACCCCCAUUCAAGAAAUGCCCUCUCAUGAUCACGCUCUCCUUGAAUCUCUAUAUAAAUCUGUAUUUGAACAUCGAUUUAUAAACAUGAAGCCAUCAGCUCUCCUUCCAAGCUACUUUGCAACUUAUUUCAGACACGUUACGUUGGGGCCCGUUAUCAGUUUCCCCAUGCCACCUGUUCCGCCCCUCCAGCCUCUUCCUCCCCAAAUAGUAGUGACAUACACUAUCAAUGAACCAGGAUCUGAUACUUUGGAUCCCAGGGUCUCAACCGUCUACCGGCUGUCUUCCGGGGGAACACCUGUAUCGUCAGCUACGCCAACGCCAGGCGCGCGACCGGUUUCUAUGAGCUUCUCUUCCACUAUUUCGUCUGGUGCCGGCGUAACGUCAUCCACUCCCGACUCCUCAACUACGGUUUCUACCCUAUUUAGCUUGAAUGGUCGUGAAAAGUCUGAUUCAAUUUCCUCCACGUCGUCUGAGCAACCCAAGGUAGAAGUGGAUUUUCUGUCAAAUACCUCGCGCCCAGUAUCAUCUAUCACGACGCUGAAUCCAGAUCCUAUUGGAAUUCCCUCUCCGCCCCCAUUCGUCCCUUACAUGCUAGACACUUCAUCAACAGAAACGACGGCCGUAGCUUCAAUACCACCGUCCCUGUUUCCCGAAGAACGAUUCUCAUCUCUCAGUGAGCGGUCGCUUGCAAUGCACUUGUACCGUUCCUAUCAGUUAGUCUUGGCAUGUCGUGAGGCCCUCUGGGAGGAGCUAAACGAUCGACUAAGGAAUAGAAAAGACGAACUGAAGCCUUUCGGCUGGGAGGAUGACGAAGACUGGGAGGAACUGCAGACCAGGCGGAAGUUUGAAAUCCUUGUCGAAAGAUAUGAAAGUGAUAUGCAAGCACGAAUAUCGCUUUGGUGUUCGCUUAACAAUAUCGGAUGGCCAUUGCCACCACGGGAGCCCUUGUCCAAAGCCGAACUCAUUGAAGAAGAGCGAAUGCGCGAAGCUAUGCUCGAAGCGCGAAAACAUGCACCCGCUGAGGACCUACAAAUACCCUGCCGAACUUGUAGGGUCCUCAUUGGAUAUAAACUAUGACAAUAUUUUGGUUCGGAGUUGUCUACUUACUUAUUCACGCACGUUGUGGACACUAUAGAUUAGCGAUGGUUGCCUUAUUUUUGUAUUUUAUUCAUCCUGUACCGGUAGUAUGUACUGACUGGAUACCCUCGAGGGAGUAGGUAGGUGUAUUAAGUAAACCAUCUCGUAUUAUGACGUCAUACCCUUUGCC
This is a messenger RNA of Guyanagaster necrorhizus, 2221 nucleotides long. RefSeq lists its product as uncharacterized. The record is from RefSeq and is a predicted model, not a curated record. The transcript is spliced from 9 exons. Bases 166 to 2031 code for a protein of 621 amino acids. Gene Ontology annotation, molecular function: methyltransferase activity. NCBI's taxonomy places the organism in Eukaryota, Fungi, Basidiomycota, Agaricomycetes, Agaricales, Physalacriaceae.